AACUUGCGAUCCUGGACGAUCAUAUCGUGGUUCAUCUUUAGGUGGGAAGGCUUCAUAAAUAUCUAACCACAAUGGCUUGUCUUCUUCUCUCAUACCCCCAGCUCUGAGAAGACCAGUCGUUCUAAAAAUGCGUUGAUGAGAUUGUGGAUAGCGAAAUUCGCGAAAUUAUUUUUGAAGAAAUGGUGAAUAUCGAAGAAAAUAAAAUUGUAAGAAUCGGCCGAGUUCUAAAUGACGAUACAAGGCCGUUGAAGGAAAGAUUCCGUGCUCUGUUCACGCUGAAGAAUAUUGGAGGUUAUGCGGCAAUCGAUCAGAUAAAUAACUGUUUUAAAGACUCAUCGGCUCUAUUGAAACAUGAAUUAGCUUACUGCCUCGGACAAAUGCAAGACAUACGUGCUUUACCUGUCUUAGAGAAGGUGCUCAGAGACACAUCCCAAGAACCGAUGGUUCGGCAUGAAGCAGGUGAGGCACUUGGAGCAAUUGGUGAUACUUCAGUCAUACCGAUCCUUGAAGAAUACAGUCGAGAUCCAGUCAUUGAAGUCGCGGAGACCUGCCAGUUAGCUUUGAGUCGUUUGAAAUGGCUUUCCGACCCAAAGAACUCGUCGCAAGAUCUUUCCACUAAUCCUUAUGCAUCCGUCGAUCCUGCUCCACCAGCUCUUACUAGCGACAUCAAUAAACUGAAAGAACUAUUAUUAGAUGAACAAGCCUCGCUGUUUGACAGAUAUCGGGCAAUGUUUUCUCUGCGAAACUUGAAAACUGAUGAAAGCGUGCUCGCAUUAGGUGAAGGACUCAAGGCUGGCAGUGCCUUAUUCAGACAUGAAAUAGCAUUUGUAUUGGGACAGCUACAGGAAGAAAUUUCCAUCCCUCACCUCUGUGCAUCAUUGGAAGAUCCGGAUGAGAAUGAAAUGGUGCGGCACGAGUGUGCCGAAGCUUUGGGCUCCAUUGCUACUCCAGACUGUAUGAAAGCAUUGAACAAAUACCUUGGAGAUAGUAAGCGUGUAGUCCAUGAAAGUUGCAUUAUUGCAUUAGACAUGUGCGAGUAUGAGAACAGCCCAGAAUUUCAAUAUGCAGACACCUUAACAAAAGUCUCCUCCUAAACCCCGCCCAAUUCUACUGAUUUUUCAAUAAUGGACUUCACUCACCUCUCACAAAUUGUGUAUAGUUGAUGAUUUUGUAAAAAUUCUACCAAUUAACUAAAAUAUUUGUAAAUUGAAAGUAUAUUUAAUAUGUUGUUGAGAAA
Messenger RNA from Athalia rosae (coleseed sawfly), 1237 nucleotides. RefSeq names its product deoxyhypusine hydroxylase (gene nero). Gene Ontology annotation, biological process: peptidyl-hypusine biosynthetic process. The coding region runs from base 180 to 1094 and encodes 304 amino acids. Gene Ontology annotation, molecular function: deoxyhypusine monooxygenase activity. The record is from RefSeq and is a predicted model, not a curated record. The transcript has 4 exons. NCBI's taxonomy places the organism in Eukaryota, Metazoa, Arthropoda, Insecta, Hymenoptera, Athaliidae.